AUGUCUGAGGAACCGAUUGAGAAAAGCAACCCCAAACUUAUGGACAAUAAAAAAGAUGAAAAUGGUCAAACCGAAAAAGGUCGAGAAGUUGCUAAGCAAAAAGAUUAUUAUAACCAGGCUAUGGCUACUUUAAUUGCCAUUGAUGGUAAGAUUGGAGUAAAAGGAGAAAAGAAAGGAUUAUUAUCUAAACAAACUCUGUUUAUGUUUGAUGAUGCAACUAAAGACCAAGUAGUCCAGUUAAGUUUAAGUCAAGCCUUAGAUGCGGUUAAACAUCGCCAACAAACCGUGGCUUUAGAUGGUUUGUAUUCCAUUUUAGGUUUGUUGCCUUAUGGUGAACAAGCCACCGUUAGUUAUGAAAAUAAUACCCCUGAACAAGCUUUAAAGGAAUUAAUGAAUUUAGCAAGACAAGAAAAUCCUUUUGAAAUAAAUGAAGACGGUUCAACUAAGGUAGAAGGAUUUGUGCAGAUUAAGACUCAAUCGGAAGCUCUGCAAAUAAAUAAACAAGGAAUAUUGUUG
This is a messenger RNA of Funneliformis geosporum, 516 nucleotides long. The record is from the annotation of a GenBank genome assembly. Lineage: Eukaryota; Fungi; Glomeromycota; Glomeromycetes; Glomerales; Glomeraceae.